CGUGUCACAUCUCACGUCGUUCGAAGCUGAGCAUUCUUCAGCAAUUGCUUGGUUCAUUUCGACUCAUCUUGGCUCAGAGCUUUGAAUAGGAUGCUUGUUGGCAAUAGGCUACAAUAGGCGGCAUGUCACAAACGCCUAAGGCGUUUGAGUGGCCAGUGGUUGCAAACCCCCAGCCUAGUUCGAGGGUGAUUUCGGACCCAAAGGACUGGCGUGAAGAGGCUGUGCUUGUGCCUCACGAGCCAAUCCGUUGGUGUGGAAGAGAACUCUUUAAAGUCCUCGAUGAAUUUGAUCCUGUCUCAAGGUCAAGCUGUGUCUGGAAAACCAAAGUUCUUUUCGACUUCUUAGAGUCCUACUACAUCCCCUGCGUUCAUCACCAUCAUGAUUCAGAGGAGAAGAUCUACAAUGUUCAUAUCUUAAAGAAAUGCCAAGCCCAGGGAAUGGAGGAUCCUUUCAGCACCAUCAAGAAGGAGCACGAGGAGCUUUUGGCUAAGUUGCAUAAUAUUUCUGGCUAUCGAACAGCAUUUGAAAAGCGAGAUGCCAAAGCCGCGAAAAAAUUGGCGGAGUUCAAACAGUUCUUCAAAGAGUAUCUUCGUUUCAUGGAGGAUCAUUUGGCUGAGGAGGAACGAAGCUAUCCGAAGAUUCUUCGCGAUUGUGGCAUGACACAGGAAGAAGAGCGGAAAGCAGUGGAUGAGAUCCUCCAGAGCUUGGGCUUGGAUGGAAACAAGCGUAUCUUGCCUGCCAUUCUCUAUGCCCAGUGCAUGUGGAAAGGCAAAGAGCAGAUGUUGGAGUGGUACAGCGCUGUUCCACUGCCAAUCCGAAUGUUGAACGAGAGUUGCUGGAUUGAUGACUUCUAUCAAAAUCAACUCCAGGUCUUAGAAGCUCUCCAGAAGGACGAUGAAUUCCAACCACAGACGCCCUCUUGCAAUGUGUGCAAUUGUUCUUUGAUGUGAGCACUGUGAGUUUUAACAGUGCUUUCUCUGUGAGAACUUUAGACCGCUGCGCCUCUGCGCCUCUGCGCCUCUGCACCUCUGCACCUCUGCGCCUCAGCCAUCCUCCCGGCUGCGCGCCGGCUGCACUGCGUAGAACGUCCAAAAA
Molecule: messenger RNA, 1095 nt
Organism: Cladocopium goreaui
Lineage: Eukaryota; Dinophyceae; Suessiales; Symbiodiniaceae
Source: the annotation of a GenBank genome assembly